CCAUGCCCGCCCCGUUCCCCUGCGCCCGCCCCUACCGUAAGGCUGGGUGCCUUCUCCCCGCCUCCUCAGCCGGUCCCGGGGAGGGGAAGGGGGCGGGCAGCGCAGGGGGUGUGACAGCUCCCGUCCGGACCAGUGCCAGCUGCAGCCUCGCUUCAGCGCCCGGUGCCAGCUGGCUCUUUCGUCUGGGACGAAGGCGGAGGCUCGGGGCUCCCUGUCGCUGGGGGGGCUCCCCCCCACCACGCCCCCAGCCCUUUACUCACCCCAGAGGAGCCUCUCCACCGAAUCCUGCAUCUUGCUGCCCGGGCAGCCGGUCCAGCUAGGAACUGGCCCUGUUCACUGCACCCGGACUUACCGCCAGCACCCCUCCAGCACCACUUAUCAAAGCUGACCGGGCUCCCUGGGACCCCCCAAGCUUUUUGUUAGAGCCUGCACAGCUGGGCCAGCUUGAGAAGGAACAUGAAGGUGGGCUGGCCGGGUGAGAGCCGCUGGCAGGUGGGGCUGGCUCUGGAGGAUAGCCCAGCCCUGGGUGCAUCGCAGGUGGGAGGCCUCCCUGACGUGGUGCCGGAGGGGACACUGCUCAACAUGGUGUUUAGGAGGAUGCACCGGCCCCGAAGCUGCUCCUACCAGCUGCUGCUGGAGCACCGGCGCCCAAGCCGCAUCCAGGGGCUUCGCUGGACGCCCCUCACCAACAGCGAGGAGUCCCUGGAUUUCAGUGUGAGCCUGGAGCAGGCCUCCACAGAGCGGGUGCUCAGGGCUGGGAAGCAGCUGCAUCGGCACCUCCUGGCCACCUGCCCGAACCUCAUCCGAGACCGAAAGUAUCACCUUAGGCUCUACAGGCAGUGCUGCUCUGGCCGGGAGCUGGUGGAUGCCAUCUUGGCUCUGGGACUCGGGGUCCACUCCCGGAGCCAAGCCGUGGGAAUCUGCCAGGUGCUGCUGGAUGAAGGUGCCCUCUGUCAUGUGAAACACGACUGGACCUUCCAGGACCGAGAUGCCCAAUUCUACCGGUUCCCUGGGCCAGAGCCAGAGCCCACGGGAGCCCAUGAGAUGGAGGAGGAGUUGGUUGAGGCUAUGGCCCUGCUCUCCCAGCGGGGGCCUGAUGCCCUGCUCACUGUGGCACUUCGAAAGCCCCCAGGACAGCGCACAGAUGAGGAGCUGGACCUCAUCUUUGAGGAGCUGCUGCACGUCAAGGCUGUGGCCCACCUCUCCAACUCGGUGAAGCGGGAGUUAGCUGCAGUUCUGCUCUUUGAGCCCCACAGCAAAGCAGGGACUGUGUUGUUCAGCCAAGGGGACAAGGGCACCUCAUGGUACAUUAUCUGGAAGGGAUCUGUCAACGUGGUGACCCAUGGCAAGGGGCUGGUGACCACGCUGCACGAGGGAGAUGACUUCGGACAGCUGGCUCUGGUGAACGACGCACCCCGGGCAGCCACCAUCAUCCUGCGAGAAGACAACUGUCAUUUCUUGCGUGUGGACAAGCAGGACUUCAACCGCAUCAUCAAGGACGUGGAGGCAAAGACCAUGCGGCUGGAAGAACACGGCAAAGUGGUGCUGGUGCUGGAGAGAGCCUCUCAGGGCACUGGCACCGCGCGCCCCCCAACCCCAGGCAGGAACCGGUAUACAGUGAUGUCUGGCACACCAGAGAAGAUCCUAGAGCUUCUGCUGGAGGCCAUGAGGCCGGAUUCCAGUGCUCACGACCCCACAGAGACAUUCCUCAGCGACUUCCUCCUGACCCACAGUGUCUUCAUGCCCAGCGCCCAGCUCUGCGCUGCCCUCCUGCACCACUUCCACGCGGAGCCCGCGGGGGGCAGUGAGCAGGAGCGCAGCACCUACAUCUGCAACAAGAGACAGCAGAUCCUGCGGCUGGUCAGCCAGUGGGUGGCCCUAUAUGGCUCCAUGCUCCACACCGACCCUGUGGCCGCCAACUUUCUGCAGAAACUCUCAGACCUGGUGAGCAGGGACGUGCGGCUCAGCAACCUGCUGAGGGAGCAGUGGCCGGAGCGGCGACGGCACCACAGGUUGGAAAAUGGCUGUGGGAAUGCAUCUCCUCAGAUGAAGGCCCGGAAUGUGCCUGUUUGGCUCCCCACCCAGGACGAGCCCCUCCCCAGCAGCAAUUGUGCCAUCCGAGUUGGGGACAAAGUCUCCUACGACAUCUGCCGGCCAGACCACUCGGUGCUGACCCUGCAGCUGCCUGUGACAGCCUCAGUCAGGGAGGUGAUGGCAGCCUUGGCCCAGGAGGACGGCUGGACCAAGGGGCAGGUGCUGGUGAAAGUCAAUUCUGCAGGCGAUGCCACUGGCCUGCAGCCAGAUGCCCGCGGUGUGGCCACAUCCCUGGGCCUCAACGAGCGGCUCUUUGUUGUCAACCCACAGGAAGUGCAUAAGCUGACCCCACACCCUGAGCAGCUGGGGCCCACUGUGGGCUCGGCUGAGGGGCUGGACCUGGUGAGCGCCAAGGACCUGGCGGGCCAGCUGACGGACCACGACUGGAACCUGUUCAACAGUAUCCACCAGGUGGAGCUGAUCCACUACGUGCUGGGCCCCCAGCACCUGCGGGAUGUCACCACCGCCAACCUGGAGCGCUUCAUGCGCCGCUUCAACGAGCUGCAGUACUGGGUGGCCACAGAGCUGUGUCUCUGCCCGGUGCCCGGCCUGCGGGCCCAGCUGCUCAGGAAGUUCAUCAAGCUGGCCGCCCACCUGAAGGAGCAAAAGAAUCUCAAUUCCUUCUUUGCCGUCAUGUUUGGCCUCAGCAACUCGGCCAUCAGCCGCCUGGCCCAGACCUGGCAGCGGCUGCCGCACAAAGUCCGGAAGCUGUACUCUGCCCUCGAGAGGCUGCUGGACCCCUCGUGGAACCACCGUGUGUACCGACUGGCCCUGGCCAAGCUCUCCCCGCCCGUCAUCCCCUUCAUGCCCCUCCUUCUCAAAGGAGGGGGAGGAGCUUGGGGGCCUGUGAACAAAACCCAACUCUUUGCAGACAUGACCUUCAUCCACGAGGGAAACCACACGCUAGUGGAGAAUCUUAUCAACUUUGAGAAGAUGCGCAUGAUGGCCAGAGCCGCGCGGAUGCUGCACCACUGCCGAGGCCACAGCAGCGUGCCCGUCUCACCACUCAGAAGCCGGGUUUCCCACCUCCACGAGGACGGCCAGGUGGCGAGGAUCUCCACGUGCUCGGAGCAAUCCCUGAGCACCCGGAGUCCAGCCAGCACCUGGGCUUAUGUCCAGCAGCUGAAGGUCAUCGACAAUCAGCGGGAACUGUCCCGCCUCUCCCGGGAGCUGGAGCCGUGAGGAAGGGGCUGGGGCUGGGGCUGGAGCAGGCACUUCCCGCCGGGAAAGCCAGGGCGCGCCGGGCCAAGAGGCCGCCCCUGGGCAGGGCUCUCCGCAGAGUGGACUCGAGGCCCUGGAGUGGGCGGCGUGGAGGCAGCUGUCCCCCGUGAGGACUGGUGGCUAAGGAGGACUUCAGAGUGGACCUGAGCCGGGGCCCAAGGCUAAGGAACGGGGACAGAGAGGCCCGGGGAGUGGGUGGGAGAGCAGGGCAGGCGCUGGGAACUCUGGGUUCAAUAGAGAGCUCUCCACACCAGGAUCCUUCCAGAUUCUGAGCCUCUGGCUCUGUUGUCCAGCCAUGGCCAGGCCCUCGUGGUUUGUUUUCACCGUGGGCAGAGAGAGCGACUGCAUGUGUGUGGCAUGUGUGUGGCAAGGGCCAGGGCCUGCAGGGCUGUGGGGGGCGGGGCGUCCUGUUUUUCUUUCCAGAGCAUCUGAGAUAAACAGCUGGGCGUGGGCAGGGCUGCAGCUGGGGAGUGGUGGUCCCUGAGGAGCUUUCCUGUUACCGUCAGUUGACAAAGUAUGUGUGUUCUGAGGCCAGCCCCAGGGCGUGUGGCAGAGAGGCGAGACCCUGCUUCACUGGAGGCUGAUGGAGCAACCUCACCCCGCCCCAGCGCCUGCUGCCCGCCCCACCACCGGUGUGGUCUCUGGGACCAAGGCAGCGCUCCAGCGUGGCUGAGUGCUGCCCAGAUGUGCCUCCCGGCCCCAGCCUCAGGGUGGGCUGGAGUCGCUCAGCGUGGCCGGGGUAACCAGCAGUACAGACCAGAUGCCUCUGGCCUCGUCCACCUCCUUCCUCCUCCCUCCAAUCCCUGCUGCCCUGCCCCGAGCACGCGCUGGCCUGCUGGGUGGGGGUCAGCUGACGGGGAGGGUCGGGGUGGCCACUGAUGGAGGAGACACCGAGGCGUCCCAUCGCUUGCUGAGGCCCGACAGGCUUCCAGGAAAUCGGGAUUUAUCAUCCGUGACGAGAA
Molecule: messenger RNA, 4277 nt
Organism: Lemur catta (Ring-tailed lemur)
Lineage: Eukaryota; Metazoa; Chordata; Mammalia; Primates; Lemuridae
Gene: RAPGEF3
Product: Rap guanine nucleotide exchange factor 3
Exons: 28
Coding region: 457-3276 (939 amino acids)
Biological process (GO): positive regulation of GTPase activity; Ras protein signal transduction
Cellular component (GO): plasma membrane
Molecular function (GO): guanyl-nucleotide exchange factor activity
Source: RefSeq, a predicted model, not a curated record